CAGAAUUACAUAUUAACAUUAAUAUCUUAUGAAAUAUGGCAGAUUUGAGCUCAGAAAUCAUCUAAUUUAUUUCUUUUAUUGAAAACAAAAUUAUUGGUUUGAAAACAUCGCCUGACAUGUAGUAACAUCGAAAACAUGUAGUAAGCAGCUGCAAACUUUUUAACCGGAACUAGAGUAGGUGCCGAGCUCGAGAUUGUUAUUGUUUACGAGCUCGAGAUUGUUAUCGUUACAGAGAGCUCGCCGCAUUUUACUAUACUCUAAAUAGCAUAAUCCUGCAACUUUUCUGUUUCUUUUGUUCUUCACAAAUCUAGAUAGAUAUCAGAUGUGUACAAGCGUAAUAUAGUACUUUAUUAAAACCCUUGUAACUUCUGAACUAAUUGGCUCAUUUGACUAAGAGUAAAGAAUCUAAAUAGUAUACAAUAUGUGACUUGGCUAGAUAGCAAUUCCAGUAAUUUUUGCAAUGUUAAUUCGUUACUCAAGUUUUGAGUUUGAGUCAUCCUUUUCGACACGCUCGAAUUGCAAUGCGAUUCGAUUCUAUUAGUAUUGUUACAAAAAUGAGAUUUUCGUGACCAUUCUUCUAGUUUGAGACUUUUUCGUAACUUUCAAAAUUUUCAUGACUGAUAGACACCCUAGUGUAUUUAUAUUAAGCUGUUUGAAUUAACUUCAGGCAGGACGCACUUAUAUAUUUAAUUGUGGUAUAUAUCAUACCCACCUGGUGACAUCAAAACUUCUAUAAUUCUAUUGGUUUAUCUAAUAUAUUUAUAAUCGGGAACUUCCACGCACCCGAGCAGUCCAGACUUAAGGGAUCAUACUAUAUUAUCUUAAAAUGAAAUAGAUGGCUGAUUUAUUUUUAUUUAUCAAUCGAUGACCUUAACAAUAUGUCCACAGAAAAAGAAGUCCUUACAAAUGACUUGCAUAAUACUGAAGAUGAAUCUUUAACCCCUAGUCUUUCAACAACAAGUAGCCUAUCUAAGCAUUGUAAUGUUCACUCUAAAGAAAAAUCUUUUUCCUGUGAUAAAUGCAAAGAAACAUUUUUACUGGAAGAACAUUUAGCAAAUCACAAUCUUAUUCAUUCAAGUGAAAGUGAGUUAAAUUUUUCAUGUAACAUGUGCUGUGAACAUUUUAUAUUAGAAGAACAGUUACAGAAUCAUUAUACUGUUCAUUCUAAAGAGAAAACUUUUUCCUGUUACAUAUGCUGUGAAACCUUUUCACUCGAAGAACAUUUAACGGAUCAUUGCCUUGUUCAUUCUCAAGAAAAAUCUUUUUCCUGUGAUAUAUGCCAGAAAAAAUUCCUGUUAGAAGAACAUUUAACAAGUCAUUACCUUGUUCAUUCAAAAGAAAAACCUUUUUCCUGUGACAUUUGUAAGAAAAGAUUCUUACACCAAUCAUCUUUAAAUCGUCAUGCACUUAUUCAUACUGGAGUAAAACCUUAUUCCUGUGAUAUAUGUGAAAAGAAAUUUAUUCUUAAUAAGGACUUAGUUUUGCAUAGUCGUGUUCAUAAUGAAGAAAAACCUUUUACAUGUGAUACAUGCAAUGCAAGCUUUAAGCAGAGAAGUCAUUUAAUGAGACAUUGUCUCUCUGUUCAUGCAAAGGAGAAACCUUUUGCCUGUGACAUUUGUGAUAAAAGUUUUUCUUGUAAAACCUCUUUAAAUCGUCAUAAAUUUCUUCAUUCUGGGAAAAAACCUUAUUCUUGUGAUUUAUGUAAAAAAGACUUUAUUGAAAAACACUCUUUGGUUAUACACAAUCGCGUUCAUACUAGAGAAACUCCUUAUUCGUGUAACUUGUGUGGUAAGACAUUUUCGAGAAAUAACCAUUUAACAAGACAUUAUCUUGUGCAUACUAAGGAAAAGCCUUUUACAUGUGACGUAUGUAAUAAAAGUUUUUAUCGUCAAGAAAAGUUAAGAUAUCACAACACUUGCCAUCCUAAUCAUUGAUUAGAAAUAUUUGAAAUUUUAUGCAACAAUGGGUUAAUUUUGUUAACUAAUUUAAGUUACACUCAUGUUGAGUAAAAGUUUUUUUUUUUAACCAUAUGCAUAUAGGAUUGCAUUUCUAUUACUUUUCUAUGAUUUUUAGAGAUAUUAAUUUUGUCUAUGAAAUACUGGAAGGUUUUGAAAACUACAGAAGUGUUUAUUUUAUUCUAUUCAU
Messenger RNA from Parasteatoda tepidariorum (common house spider), 2145 nucleotides. Its product is annotated as zinc finger protein 454-like. NCBI's taxonomy places the organism in Eukaryota, Metazoa, Arthropoda, Arachnida, Araneae, Theridiidae. The record is from RefSeq and is a predicted model, not a curated record.